Messenger RNA from Paramecium sonneborni, 1366 nucleotides. Lineage: Eukaryota; Ciliophora; Oligohymenophorea; Peniculida; Parameciidae. The record is from the annotation of a GenBank genome assembly.
GUAAAGAUAGGUACUGAAUGAUAAUGAUUUGCAUACACUUAUAUACAAAGGAUAAAUUGGUAUCAAUCAAUUACUCAUUUCUAGAUUGUCAGGUAUGCAUUUAUUGGAUGCACUCUCUGUUGCCAAUUUUCAUAGUCCUGAUGCUUAGAUUAAAGAACAUUUGUUUAAAACAGCAAAAUAAAACUAUAAAUCUGAUUAAGAAUUCCCAAAAUUAAUUUAAAGAUAUGAAUUAACACAUGCAAUAAUAGAAAGUGAAUCUCUUAAUGCAAAAGUAAAUUUUAAUCACAAAUUAAUUUUUAGUAAUAUAUUUCCCUAUAUGCAACCAUAAUGAAAACUAAGAUUAAGGAAUUCUUUACAAAUUAGAAAUAUCAAUUAUUUUGUAAUGUUUAUGUUCCUCCAAAAUAUACAAGAACAUUAACGAUAUUUUGUUAUAGUCAAAUUUUAACAGGAUAUUUAGCUUUAGUUACGACUGAUUAAAUGAAUACAUUAAUUGCUAUGGAAGAAAUGAUGGCUUAGAUAGAUUAAUAAUAAUAAGAGAAUUUCUAUUCAUUUGAUUAGAUUUUUGAAGAUGUAAAUUUAAGUUUAAAAUUUAGAAUAUAGUAUCUUAAAUAAAUAUUACACCUGAAAAGGAUUAGUAAAAAUUGGUUAGAAGACAUAAAAAGUCAUUAUCAGAACAUUAAAUUUUUGAUUUUUAAAGAGAAUAAAAGGAAUAAUAAAUAAUUAAUUAAAUUUAAUCUCUUCCUUAGGAUAAAGCAUGUAAGAAUAUAAAAUCAUAUUAGUGUUUUUUUCUCAAACAAAGUAAUAAACUUUUAUCUAAGAUGAUUAUUAGUUUCCCUCUUUAGAUUAAAUAAAUUCAUUGAAAAGCUUUCCUAUUUAAGAUGAUAAGAAAAAACUAGAAUAAUAAUAAUAUCCAUAAUAAUAAUUAUAUAUUUAAUAGAGAUUUGAGGAAGGAAUACCAAAUAUUGAUGAUUUAGAAUUCUUUCCACCUUUGGAUUUAGUAUCAACUUCUAGUUGUUCUUUGAUGAGUAAUAAAUUAUAGAUGACAGAUUAAAAAAAGUUAUAAAAUAAUCCAAUUUAUACUGGAAGAUUGAAGUUUUUUGAUGAAUAAAAGAAUUAUGGUUUUAUUGUUAUGGAUGAAGAUAAAUCUGAUAUAUUUGUUCAUUUAGAUGAUUUAUAAAAGGCUGGAGUAACAAAAGAGAUUUUAAAAACUUCAAAAUAAGGUUCAUUAUUAAGGUAUUAUAUAAUGUAAUUUAGGUUUUAAUUUAAUUGUAUGGUAUAUGUUGGGAAAUACAAAAAAUCAAGAAAAGCUGUUGAAUUGAAAUUACUAGCAAAUUAAUAGGUUAAUAACUUUAAGGGAAUUGCCUGA